Messenger RNA from Micropterus salmoides (largemouth bass), 1117 nucleotides. RefSeq names its product glutaminase kidney isoform, mitochondrial-like. Gene Ontology annotation, biological process: L-glutamine catabolic process. The coding region runs from base 565 to 837 and encodes 90 amino acids. The record is from RefSeq and is a predicted model, not a curated record. The transcript has 4 exons. Gene Ontology annotation, molecular function: protein binding; glutaminase activity. NCBI's taxonomy places the organism in Eukaryota, Metazoa, Chordata, Actinopteri, Centrarchiformes, Centrarchidae.
GUCAGUGAGCCUCACAUUAUCCUUCAUCACCAUGAACUCACACACUGUAGUUUCUUUUGACCCAGUCCCACAUUCACCGUCCUGCUGCCCUCACCAGAGCACCAAAUGUGGAUUCAUCCACAGCUGAAUAGUGCCCCACAAAUAUACAAGCUGUCAGCUGUUAUGGGAAAUUGCUGAGGCUUUUUAAAAAAUAAAACUUAAGCAGUUAUUUGAAAAUGUACAUCUUCAUUAGGAACAAAUGUCCUUGGGAUUGACAUGACGGACUAACACAUGUUGGUUUGGUUUGGUUUCAUAGGAUUUGUUGACAGUAAGAAAACUAUAGAUGCUUCAUCUGCUGCUUAGAAAUUAAAAGUGUAACAUUCAUCAUGUAUUUGGUAGUGGUUUUGUUGUAGCUGCUGGAGUUGGUGGAGCGGGAGUGAAAAUAGGGUGACUCUGAAAUCCUUCUGCAAAUGUUCUCUCUCUCUCUCUGCCCAUCCCUGUUCUCAGGUCAAGUCUGUCAUCAACCUGCUGUUUGCUGCCUACACAGGAGACGUCUCUGCCCUGAGGAGGUUUGCGCUGUCAUCCAUGGACAUGGAGCAGAGGGACUACGACUCUAGAACGGCCCUCCAUGUAGCAGCAGCAGAAGGACACACAGAGGUGGUACGCUUCCUCUUGGAGGCUUGCAAGGUGAACCCAGUACCCAGAGACAGGUGGGGGAAAACGCCGAUAGAUGAAGCAGUGCUCUUCGGCCACCACGAUGUAGUCACCAUCCUGCAGCACUACAACGACAAUUACAGGCAGCCUGCUAGUGCUUACGACAAGGAGAGCGCUCAGAAGUACCUGGACAGCCUGCUGUAGGCCUGCUGCACACGUCUCCAACGCUUUAUCUUUGUGCACAACCGUGGACCAAUUUCCAGAAUUACGUCGUACAUUAGUGACCAUACUUUUGAAAUAUGUGAUGAAUUAGUUAUUAGCUUUACUCUUGUUGCCGUGUCCCGUCUGGUGCGCUUUGCUUUCUGGCUCUACUUCAUAUCUCCUCCUCAGCUCUGUCGUAUUGUAACGUGUGCCGUAUGUGUGAGGGAGUGAGCGCCUCAUCAAUACAGUUUAAACAAUAAAUACAAUAUCUGAAUAACUGUAA